CCAGGCUUCUUCCCUUCUUCCCUGAACUUGAAAACCCGCUCACCAAAAGAACACCUUUCCCGACCCGUUUUUUCGCAAAACAUUACCCUCAGGAUGUUCUCCAAAACAGGGCUGAAAGCCUACGCAAUGCCGUCCGCCACCUCCGCCGCCACCUCCGCCGCCAAGCUCCUCCCGCGCCGCCUGUCGCCAUCUCUUACCGGCCUCGCAAGCCACGUUUGUCGGCAGUCACCAGCACAUUCGCUCGUCUCAUCCCGUCCCCUCUCAUCCACCCGCUCAAACUAUCACGACCAGUCCUCCGCCCCCGCCCAAUCAAAACACGUUCCGGUAGGCGGUUUCGCAACCGUCCCCGAAAUCCGCGAGGCGCUCCCGCCCAAAGUCGCUGACCUUGUCGAAGACUACCCGAGCCUUACUACCCUCCCCGUCCAGUGGGGAGAGCAAGACCCGUUUGGACACCUCAAUAAUGUCAUUUACCUUCGAUACUUUGAGAGUGGGCGGAUUGCUUAUUUUGAUCAGAUCAUCAAGCCGGGGCUGACACAGCGUGCUUACAACUCGUUCAUACAAGCGAGAGGAGUAGGCCCGAUCGUUAAAACCGUAUCCUGCAAAUACAAGUCUCCCGUGAGGUAUCCCGAUACGAUCACGGUGGGCGUGAGGAUUCCGAGGGAGACCCUGGAGAAGGACCGGUUCGUUCAGGAGGCGGUGUUGGUGUCACAUGCGCAAGGGCGAGUGGUGGCGACGGCCGAGUGCCAGGUUGUGACGUACGACUAUGGGGAGUUGCGCAAGGCGGACAUUCCGCCGGAGGUUAUCAAGGCUUGGAAGGCUGGGGAAGGGAUCAAGUGAGAGGAGUCUCCGCUUGAUGAGGAGUAAACUACCUUGCAGUAAUUUGCAGCACUAGAUAGACGCCCGAUCAGACUGUAAUAGGGAGAUCCAACUCAAUUCAUAGUACAAGCGCACACAACCUUAGAGCGAAG
Molecule: messenger RNA, 968 nt
Organism: Fimicolochytrium jonesii
Lineage: Eukaryota; Fungi; Chytridiomycota; Chytridiomycetes; Spizellomycetales; Powellomycetaceae
Product: HotDog domain-containing protein
Exons: 2
Coding region: 94-837 (247 amino acids)
Molecular function (GO): fatty acyl-CoA hydrolase activity
Source: RefSeq, a predicted model, not a curated record